CCGAUUCCUUUAACCUACUCUCCGACUCUCUCUAGUGACCAUUCCCAAGUCCCAAUCGCGAAUCUUCAAAGCCAGGUUAGAAUUCAUCUUCGGGUUUCCCUAAACCGGCUCCGAAUUUCUCAGUCCAUCUGACUCUUCAGAACUUAAAAAAUCACAACCCGCGAAUCGCAAGUGGGUCGGGUCAUUGAAAAAAUUGAAGCUUUUGUCUGCUUUCAGUCUCUCCGUGACGCAUCUGCUCUCGUUGACUCGAUUUUGCUCCUCCUCCUAUCUGACAAGUGACAACCCUCAGAACAAAUAAAAACUGAUGGGUGUGCUCGAUGUUCAGGGCCCUCCAUCGUCUUACAUUCUACGAAAGUCUCAACCUUUGAGGAGAAACAUCACUAGAGUUCAUUGUAAGAACUUAACAACCAUGGGAGACUCUUUUAUCCGUCCACACUUGAGACAACUAGCUGCUUAUCAGCCAAUCUUACCCUUUGAGGUCCUGUCUGCUCAAUUAGGAAGAAAGCCUGAGGAUAUCGUCAAGCUAGAUGCUAACGAGAACCCUUAUGGUCCUCCUCCUGAGGUUUUUGAAGCAUUAGGUAAUAUGAAGUUCCCUUACGUCUAUCCCGAUCCUCAAAGUCGUAGACUUCGUGAUGCACUUGCUCAAGACUCUGGUCUUGAGCCUGAGUACAUCCUUGUUGGUUGUGGCGCUGAUGAGCUAAUCGAUUUGAUCAUGAGAUGUGUGUUGGAUCCUGGGGAGAAGAUUGUAGACUGUCCUCCUACUUUCUCAAUGUAUGUGUUUGAUGCUGCUGUGAACGGAGCAGGUGUCAUUAAAGUUCCAAGGAACCCUGAUUUCAGCUUGAACGUAGACCGCAUUGCUGAAGUUGUUGAACUAGAGAAACCCAAAUGCAUCUUCCUAACUUCUCCAAACAAUCCAGAUGGAAGUAUCAUCAGUGAAAAGGAUCUGUUGAAGAUUCUAGACAUGCCAAUACUUGUUGUCCUUGAUGAGGCUUACAUAGAGUUCUCAGGAGUUGAAUCAAGGAUGCAAUGGGUGAAGAAGUAUGAGAACCUAAUCGUUCUCCGCACAUUUAGCAAACGAGCUGGUUUGGCCGGGCUUCGAGUUGGAUAUGGAGCGUUUCCACUGAGCAUAAUCGAGUACAUGUGGAGAGCUAAGCAACCAUACAACGUCUCUGUUGCAGGGGAAGUAGCAGCAUUGGCUGCACUCUCAAACGGGAAGAACUUAGAAGAUGUGAGAGACGCGUUGGUACGCGAAAGAGAGAGGCUUUUUCGGCUUUUGAAAGAAGUCCCUUUCUUGAAUCCUUACCCGAGCUACUCCAACUUCAUUCUCUGUGAGGUUACUUCUGGAAUGGAUGCAAAGAAGCUGAAAGAGGAUUUGGCUAAAAUGGGUGUGAUGGUGCGUCAUUACAAUAGUCAAGAGCUUAAAGGUUAUGUCAGAGUUUCUGCUGGAAAGCCUGAACAUACUGAUGCUCUCAUGGAUUGUCUUAAGCAGUUUUAUUGACUUCCUCAUUUGUUUGGAACUCAUUGAAACAAAACUAAAAACUAUUUUGACUUCUCUGUUUUUAUUUGUUUUCGCUUUGUUGGGUUCAAUCUUUCAGACCUCAGUUAAUGAGCUAUUUGCAAUAAGAGAAGCCUUUCUUGUGUACA
Messenger RNA from Brassica napus (rape), 1644 nucleotides. RefSeq names its product histidinol-phosphate aminotransferase 1, chloroplastic-like. Bases 305 to 1498 code for a protein of 397 amino acids. The record is from RefSeq and is a predicted model, not a curated record. Lineage: Eukaryota; Viridiplantae; Streptophyta; Magnoliopsida; Brassicales; Brassicaceae. Gene Ontology annotation, molecular function: pyridoxal phosphate binding; L-histidinol-phosphate:2-oxoglutarate transaminase activity. Gene Ontology annotation, biological process: L-histidine biosynthetic process. The transcript has 8 exons.